Messenger RNA from Coffea eugenioides, 2338 nucleotides. Its product is annotated as something about silencing protein 10-like. NCBI's taxonomy places the organism in Eukaryota, Viridiplantae, Streptophyta, Magnoliopsida, Gentianales, Rubiaceae. The record is from RefSeq and is a predicted model, not a curated record. Gene Ontology annotation, cellular component: small-subunit processome; nucleolus. Gene Ontology annotation, biological process: maturation of SSU-rRNA from tricistronic rRNA transcript (SSU-rRNA, 5.8S rRNA, LSU-rRNA).
AUGGGAAGAAAAGCAGGCAAGUACAAGAAGAAAGAGAACAAUGACUCGAAGAAAAAGACAAUGUAUCACGAUGAGGACAAUGAUGAUAUGAUGAAUGAUCAAAUUGACGCUUUUCACAAACAGAGAGAUAUAGUUCCAUUAGAUUUAGAUGAAGAUGCAGGGGAGUCUGAUGCUGAUUUUGAGCAUCCAGUUCUUGACUUUGAGGAUGAAAAAUAUGACAUGGAUGAUAAUGAGGAGGACGACGACGAUGACAUUGAAGACGACUCUCAACUUACGGGCUUUGCUGCAAAACUUCUGAGGCAACAGAAAUAUUUACGAGCUAAGACUGGUGGGGUUGAGGAGGAAAUGGAUGAUGAUGCUGAAAAGGAAGAAGAAAAAGAAAGGGCUGUUUGGGGCAGAGCAAAGAGUACUUUUUACGAUGCUGACAACACUGACUAUGAGAUACAAUCAAGUGAUGAGGAGCUACCUGUUGAAGAAGAGGAAGAGGUUUUGAGAUUACAGAAGGAAAAGGCAAAAUCUUUGACGGAAGAAGAUUUUGGUCUUGAGGAUGUCACUGACAAUGAGGGUGACAAGGAACGCACAUUCGAGGAAAUUUUGGUCCAUGGAAAACCUGGAUGUAAACCUUAUGCAAGCAAAGAAGGUAAAGAAGAUAAUGCAACUGUUUAUGAGGAAGUGAAGAAAGACAUAAAUGCAUUGACCAGGGAAGAGCAAAUGGAUGUGCUAAAUAGUUCUGCACCAGAGUUAGUUGGUUUACUGUCAGAACUUGAUGAUGUUCUUGGGCAGCUUGAAAACAAGGUGAAUCCACUCUUGAGCAAGAUCAGAGAUGUAAAGAAUGCAAUCAAAGGAGGGAUGCAUUAUAUGGAGAUCAAGCAGCAACUUUUACUCUCCUAUUGCCAGGCAAUUGCGUUCUAUCUUCUUCUCAAGUCAGAAGGGCAGCCUGUUCGUGAUCAUCCUGUAAUUUCUAGGCUUGUGGAGAUCAAGAAUUUAUUGGACAAGAUGAAGGAACUUGGUGACAAUCUUCCUCCUGAGCUUCAGGAUAUUCUGGACAAGAAUGAACCUGCUCUGAGAGUGGAGAAGCUGGUUCAAGAGAAUGCUGCGGCAAACUUUGUAUCUUGUUCGGAGGUUCACAAGCCCACUGCGGUCUCUGUUGAGAUAGUAGAGAAACCAGGGGCUCAUGAAGGAGCUCCUUUAGUAGAAGAGGAUUCUUUCAAGGAGUACAAGGUGAUGAAAUCAAAAUCCAGGCAGCAGGAUGAUCAAGUUGGUAAGCAGAGCAUGGAGAUGUUAAAAGUAAGAGCUGCCCUUGAGGAGAAAUUGAAGCAGAAAGGCAUCUUUAGUUCUAUAGCAAACAAGCAUGAUAGAGAUAAAAAGUGCCCCCAACCUGUUAAUGGACAACUUGAGACAUUAGAGGACUUUGAUGAUGAUGCUAUUGUGUUAGAAAAGGUCCAUCAUCGAACAGAUCUCAGGAAUGGAAGUCUUUUGCAUCCACUUAAACCCUGCAAGCUUGUGGCUUCUCAGGCAAAUAAGCUGAAGUUCUCUGGUGGAUGUAUCAGGCACAUGGAACCUGAAAGUUUUUUGGUGCUUGAUGCAUCUUCCAUGAGAAUGGCCCCUGAAGUUGUUUCUGGUGAUAUGAUUUAUGAUGAUUUACCAAAAAGAGAUGACAUAGGAGAGAGGCGACAAAAGCAUGAACUUAGAGUUUUGGCUGGGACUGGAAUAGGAACUGUUGAUGAUGUGGAUGAUGAAUCUGGAACUCUUGUGAAUGAGGGAGUUCCAGAAGUUGAUUUGGAUGGUGAGACCGAAUUAGAUUUGGAAUUUUACAAGCAGGCAGAACUAAAACAUGCUGCAAAGCUUGCAGCAAAGGCAGAAAUGCAUACUAGAUCCACAAAGCUCACACCUUUGCCAGAAACUGUUGUAGAUGGGAAGCGCCAAAUUUCUUAUCAGAUGGAGAAGAACAGAGGGUUAACUUGUGCUCGGAAGACGCUAACCAAAAAUCCAAGAAAGAAGUACAAGUUGAAGCACCAAAAAGCAGUGGUGCGUAGAAAGGGACAAGUGCGAGAUAUCAGGAAGCCAACUGCUAUUUAUGGUGGGGAAGCCUCGGGUAUUAAUGCUGCAAUCAGCCGCAGUAUUAGGUUUAAGAGCUAGUCAUUGCGAUGCUGCAUUUGUAUUUUUUGGAAAUAUGAAGUUGUUUUAUAUAUAUGUUUUUGCAGUAAUUAUCAUGUUGAAGAGGGAAUUUUAGGUUGAGGGAAGUUCAUGUCCGCUGUCUAUUUUUUAGUAGACAUACAAUUUUGGUGAUUGUGACAAAAAAGUUUUGGAGUUUUCAAUUAGAUCUUACCUUCGUGCA